AUGGCGGAGUCGGUUCUGAAAGGAGAAGAGGGCGGCCAAAGAGUCUGCAGCGAUGCCAUUUGCAGUUUUGUUAUCUGCAAUGACUCCUCCCUUUCUCGACAACCAAUCAUUUUCAAUCCAGACUUCUUUGUUGAGAAGUUGCGGCAUGAAAAACCUGAAGUGUUCACAGAGCUCGUGGUCAGCAACAUCACCCGGCUGAUUGAUCUUCCUGGAGCAGAGCUGGCUCAGUUGAUGGGAGAGGAAGAGCCUCAGCUGCCUGGUGGAACCGGCGUAGCCUCCGGAUUUUUCCGCUCUCUGAUGUCCCUGAAACGCAAAGAGAAAGGGUUGGUGUUUGGUGCUCCGCUGACUGAAGAAGGCAUUGCUCAAGUAUCUCAACUGAUUGAGUAUCUGCACAAGAAUCUACGGAUGGAAGGCUUGUUCCGAGUGCCAGGAAACAGCACCAGGCAGCAGAUCUUGAAAGAAGCCUUAAAUAGUGGGGCAGAGGUUGAUUUGGAUUGUGGGGAGUUUCAUUCCAAUGAUGUUGCCACCCUGCUGAAGAUGUUUCUUGGGGAAUUACCAGAGCCCCUGCUGACCCAUAAGCAUUUCCAUGCACACCUCAAAAUUUCAGAUCUGAUGCAGUUUGAUGACAAGGGUAACAAGACAAGUAUUCCAGAUAAAGAGCGUCAGAUUGAAGCACUGCAGCUGCUGUUCCUAAUCCUACCACCUCCCAAUCGCAACUUGCUAAAGCUGCUCCUGGACCUCCUCUACCAGACUGCAAAGAAACAGGACAAGAACAAAAUGUCAGCUCAUAACCUGGCACUUAUGUUUGCACCGCAUAUUCUGUGGCCUCGAAAUGUGACUGCCAGUGACCUGCAAGAGAAUAUCACCAAGCUGAACAAUGGGAUGACAUUCAUGAUUAAGCACUCACAGAAACUCUUCAAAGCUCCAUCAUACAUCCGGGAGUAUGCCAGACUGUAUUAUUUGGGCUCUAGAGCACACGCCUCCAAGGAUGACAUGGACUUGCCCUCGCCCCGAGGUUUCAGAGAUUUCCAGCUCCUGACAUUCAGGAAGCGAGGGCUGUUGAAUCCCUCUGCCCACCAGGAAAAGACACAGCAGCACACAGAAGAGGCACUGAAAGAGCUGUUCUGCCAUGUCCACAAUAUGCCAGAUUCCACCAAGAAAAAGAAGCUGAUUCAACAGUUUCAGAAGCACUCUGAAGCUCUCACUCCAGGGCCAGAUACACCCAUUCCUCAGAAGCGCACUCGUACCCGUUCUUUCAGUGGCCUCAUUAAGCGUAAGGUGCUGGGGAGUCAACUGUCCUUGGACAAAAAAGGGAAGGAUACUGUUUUGGAGCUUGCAGGCACCAAGGAUCCAAAGCACGGCAGUAAGGAGAAUGUGAACAUGUUACAGAAAUCUAGUUCCUCUCCAACAAUCAACAUGAUUCGAGCAAGACUGAGGUCCUUUGAGCACAGGAAAGAGGACUCCUGUAAACAUACUCGAUUUCAUGGGUGUUCAGCAGAGGAAUCUUCCAUUUGAAUAUGGAACUUGAUGACUUAUAUGUGUAGCAAAGAUUUGCAAACCUGUGAAUAAUGCCUGCUCCCCCAAGCUUGUGAGCAAAUGUCUAUUCCAGAGCUCCCUGAUCCCUAUAACUCUCCGUACUGGAGCCUGGCCAACUACUGGAUGUCGGCUAGAACAAGACUUUCUUCUACUGAGCAUGGAGGAGAAAACCACUAUCUGACUACCUGUUUGAACUGUAACUGUGCUGGACAGAAUAUGCAUUGUGGCUUCUCUUUGGAGAGGCUGUUGCGAUGUUCCUUGUCCUCUCUUUCACCACUUUGGGUCUGAAGGUUUAUGCCUUCCUGUUUCUUGGUGGCUUGUUUGUCACUGUGCUUUUAAUGCUUGCUGUUUAUCUCUCAAUUCCUAUUAACAUCCACAAUGGAGUUGGGUUUUCAGCCCUUCUUGGCAGCUAUACUUAUUUUUUUUUAAUGAAAGUCUAUCUAUUGUGGUUGUUGAUGGGGUUGGAGAAACAGCUGUUCUUUCAGCCAUCUCUCACAGAUUGCAUAGUUUGCCCUUGGCCCUAAUCUGGUUGCAAUAAUCCCAGAGUCUUGAGCGUGCAUGUGUUUGUGUGUAUCAUAGCUACUCUCAUUUAGACAUCUUGGACCACAAUACGACUGUGGUGGGAAACAACUUCUACAGACUGUUUUCUUGGUUUCGUUUUAGCAUGUGCUGUGAAUCACCUGCAAAGUGGUUACAUCUUUUAAAGAAUUCUUUCUCUGCUCAAAGUGCUUCUGUCACAUCCACAUGCCUCCAUUGUGCUUUCAUCAGUACCGGAGGCACAGUAUUGGCUGAAGGGCUGCCUGAUGGAAUCUCUCUUGCUGCUUCCUACCUGUCGUCUUCACACUGGCUGUCACCCAGGCUUUGGCAUGUGUUCCUCAGGCAGGCCAAGGAGCUGAUGGUUUAAUGGCUUUAACAAAGUACUGGAAGAGCAUUAAAAGAAAGGAGCUUGUUAAUGGGGAAGGAUGCUUUGUCUCCCUCUGGGAAGGAGAAAAAACUGUUGAAAAAAAUUGUUUCCUUUUUUCCUGUCGCCAAGAAAAGCAGGCAAGUAGGAAGGUUUUGCAGUCUUGUGAUUGGAUGGAAGGCAUUGGAUGGAGUAGCACUAUGGCAGAGAUCUGAAGCUGCCAAGUUUCCCCUUUUUCUUAAGGGAGUGGGAGUUAUCGAGGUGAAUAUCCCUACUGUGGCAGCAUGCAACCUUCAGUACUGUUCAGGUGACAAAUGGCAAAGACUGUAGAAAUGAAGAAAUGACUUGGUGUGGUUUAAUACCAUUUUUCUCCAUCCCUGGGAGGUUCCAUUUGUCUAAGUUGCAGGAGGAUUCGGCUCAAUGUCUACUAUGUUCUUGUGAAAACAGCAAAUAUAUGGAUUCCUUAAACAAGGGGUGAGUGUGUGUGUGUGAGAGAGAGAGAGCGAAGAGACAGACUUCAAAGGCUGGAUCAAGAACAUGUUCAAUAUUUUUUUCUAUGUACAGAAUAGGAAUGCAGUAUCUCUGAUUCCUAAAAACAGUGAGUGAGGGACAGAGAGCGCAGCAGGGAACUUCUAAUGCACUGAGGUCAUCAGAAUGACUGAGGAGAUAGUGACAAUAAGCAUGUGCAGGAGUGGUGUGGUGUUCCAAUUUUGUGAAUGAAAGUAGCUUAAGCCAAAAAUUGUUCUCCUCUAGGCACACUGAUGUGUGUGUGUUGGGGGGGGGGCAUUUCAAGACUCACAAGAAUCUAAUAGGAAGGUGCAAAACCUUUUCUUACAAAUCCAGCCAGCAUUUCUGAUGCUUUCUUGAAAGAAACAAGAGCUAGCCUUACUCAUGCACGGAGAACAUGUUCUGAUUGCGCUGAAGCAGAGGCACCUUUACAAGGAGAUCAUUUGAUGCCUCAAGGAGAGGCAGAUGCAAAUGAUGUAGACUUUGUGCUUAAAGAGGUGGGCAGGCUACAGAAAUCCACUAGCGAAAAUUGCAUGUGUCCUUUUCUCCCACUUACUUGAUGUAACAGUCUCAGAAUGGCUCUCUGGACCUGGAAGUAAUAAUCUCUGUUCUCAAACCCAGUGUGAGGCUGAAUGGAAACUUGAAAUUCUUGUAAAUAGGCCCUCUAAAAAUGGUUACCUGCAUUCCCAUGAUUCUUGAUCCAGCUAAAACUGUCCCAGGAACUCUGUGAACAAUAGGAAAAUUUUAUAAAGCCACUUGCUCCCAUAUCUGUUGAAGAGGUCGUUCUGAUUUUAGCAACAUUGGAAGUGAAAGUCACUCCAGCACUUUUAGGCAUAUCAUGUCUUUUGCAGCUCCUGAACAUGGAGCUGCUUCCCAGAGCUUUAAUGUUCUGUUUGUUUCAUUUUAUUGUCUGUAACUCCUGUUUUUCUGUUCAAUGUAUAUAAUGUGUUUUCUUGGUAUAUUGCCCUCUCUGUUAAUGUGAAAUUCCUGUGUUAAAUACUGUUUGGUAUUUGUGGCUUGUAAACAGCCUCUUGAAUUUUUUUAUUUUUAAAAGAAUGGGCCUCUACUGUGAGAAAUGAGAGUCUGCUACCAUAUGUUGGCUUGAAAAGGAUUUUCAUCUGGAACAUAACUUGGCUUGGCCAAGGAAGCUUCUGUAUUUCAGGCAGGAAAAUAGGGUCAUGCAAUCUAGGCCUCUCUGCAUUUGUGUGUUUUGAAUUUGAACAACUGCAGGAGAUGCUGAAAUUUACCAAGGGCUCUUAACCUGCUUAGUAGCAAUGCAUCCCAUAGACAUUUCUUGAUAUUGGGGGUGUUGAUGUCACACUUGUUCUACCUUAACAAGCAUCUUUACUAAGGAUGUCCUUCAUUUUCUAUGUAUCACAGAUUGAGAACUAGAAACGUUACAGCCAUAAGCCAAAACUUAGGGGAAAUUAAGCUCUCUUUUUUAUUCCAGCCAGAAACGCAGUUACGGUAACUACCCUCAAUUUCUUUUACUAGCUGAGGCCUAGGUGGUAGUGUUCUCACAGCAGUUGUGCUGUUUUGCAAUAAUUGCUAUGAGAAUGCUAUUGUUUUUAAUAAAGCAGCUUAAUUAAAAGAGGCUGAACAACAAGAAUGGAUCUCUAGCUAAUUGUUACCCUUGAUCUUUCAUAGGGCAAGCUAUGCUUUGCUUGACUGUUUUUGUUGCUAGAUCAACAGUUCUUGGCUCCUGUGAUGAAUUAGUUCCUAGUUUCAAUUGCAACAAGAUGGUUAGGGAUGUUACAUCCUCGCAGUGAAUUAACUGGAACAUUUAAAUAUAGAAUAAAGACCAUAGAUCCAUGUUGGCCAAGACAAAAGUAAUGAAGUGAAACAAAGCUUAUGGUGCAUAUGUUGUAUCAGCAUAUUAUAGCUGGCCAGCCCUUCUCUGUUACGAUGCAUAAUGGUUUUGUGCAAGGGUCCCUGCUCAUGGAUGAACUUUGGCAGGAAAAGGAUUUACUUAGUGCUUCCUUCAAGAAACUCAGGACUGUGUACGUUAUUCGCCUCUCCAUUUUAUUCUUACCAGAACCCUAUGAGAUAGGUUAGCCUAAGAGAAUGACCGGUCCAAGGUCACCAAGUAAAUUACUUAACAAGUAGGGGCUUGUACCCUGAUCUUCCUGGUUCUAGUUCAGUGCUCUAACCACAGCACACCAUUGGCUCUCAGUUGAAUAGAUUUCCCAAAAGAUCCCACCAUGAAGCUGCAUUGCACACAAGGUCACAGUGUGUAAUUUUCGAAGUCUGUUUUUCAGUAUUUUAUCAUUAUGAAUAGAGUUUUCAGGCUAUAUAAAGUCAAGAUAAUUUCCUAAUUGAUAUGAAAUUGACAGGA
This is a messenger RNA of Eublepharis macularius, 5279 nucleotides long. RefSeq names its product Rho GTPase activating protein 19 (gene ARHGAP19). NCBI's taxonomy places the organism in Eukaryota, Metazoa, Chordata, Lepidosauria, Squamata, Eublepharidae. The transcript is spliced from 12 exons. Gene Ontology annotation, molecular function: GTPase activator activity. Gene Ontology annotation, cellular component: cytoplasm. The coding region runs from base 1 to 1515 and encodes 504 amino acids. Gene Ontology annotation, biological process: signal transduction; regulation of small GTPase mediated signal transduction. The record is from RefSeq and is a predicted model, not a curated record.